Molecule: messenger RNA, 1458 nt
Organism: Cryphonectria parasitica EP155
Lineage: Eukaryota; Fungi; Ascomycota; Sordariomycetes; Diaporthales; Cryphonectriaceae
Exons: 1
Coding region: 1-1458 (485 amino acids)
Molecular function (GO): hydrolase activity, acting on carbon-nitrogen (but not peptide) bonds
Source: RefSeq, a predicted model, not a curated record
AUGAAGGUGCGACCAGCCCAGGGAUUCAGCCGCCUCCCUCGCCACACAGCAGUCGUGGCAAUCCAGGAGCAGCAGCACUCUGAUAACAAUACCAUCCCCGACACAAUCACCAAGCCAUGGUCCCUUCUAUCCCAGAAAACAUAUGUCUUUGUGAAUAUCAACAUCAUCGACGCUGCAGCUGGCAGAGUGCUCCCAAAUCAGACCGUGCGCAUCGCAGGCGGCAAGAUCACCUCCAUUGAUGCCAGCAUCAGUAAUAGAGAAGGUGGAGGCGAGGCCGAUGAUGCCGUCAAUAGCAUCGACUGCGCCGGCAGAUACUACCUCUGCCCGGGGCUCAUCGACGCCCACGUCCACUUGACCUCAGUCCCUGGCGAGUCUGACCUGCGCUCGUCCAUGUCCGUCCCGAACGCUGUCUCCCUCCUCCGCCAGCCCUUCCAGGCCGGAGCCAUGCUGGCCCGCGGCUACACUACGGCCCGCGACUGCGGCGGUGCCACUCUUGCCCUUAAGGAGGCCAUUGCCGACGGCGUGUUCCCGGGCCCGCGGCUGUUCAUCGCAGGCCGCGCCCUCAGUCAGACGGGCGGUCACGGCGACCGGAGAGGUGCUCAUGACACCACCAUCACAGGUGGAGGUGGCGGUUGCUGUGGAGGCGGCUCCUCGGAAGGCCUCAGCCUCGUCGUCGACGGUGUGCCCUCGGUGCUCCAUGCGGCGCGCGAUCAGCUCCGCCAGGGCGCCGACUUCCUCAAGCUCAUGGCGGGCGGGGGCGUCGCAUCCCCAACAGACAGGCUGGCGGGCGUGCAGCUGACAGCGGAGGAGAUCCGCGCCGCAGCGGAGGUGGCGACGUUGUUCGGCGAGACCUUUGCGACCGCGCACGCGUACACACCAAAAGUGAUCCGGCAUGCCGUCGAAAACGGGGUCCGGGGCAUCGAGCACGGCAACUUUCUUGAUCAGGAGACGGCGCGGUUUCUGGCGGAUAAUGGGGUCUUCCUUACGCCGACGCUGAUUGCGUACAAGGCCAUGGCCGACCCGAAGUAUGCUGCUUUCCUGCCGGCUGAGAACCGCGCAAAGAACGAGAUGGUGUUGAAGGAGGGCUUCAAAAGCCUCAAGCUGGCAUACGAGGCUGGCGUGACAAUGUGCCUGGGCAGCGACCUGCUGAGUUUCCUGGGCGUGGAGCAGCUUGGCGAAUUUGGGCUGAGAGCCCAGGUGCUGCCUUGCGAGGAGGUCUUGCGGCAUGCUACUGUCAACCCAGCCAGGAUGCUGGGGCAGCAGGACAGGCUGGGACAGGUGAAGGAGGGAUUCGUGUCUGACCUUUUAGUGUUGAAUGCGAACCCGUUGGAGGAUAUCACUAUUUUCGAAAAGCCUGACCGCCAUCUUAUGGCAGUGAUCAAGGAGGGCAGGGUGUAUAACAGCAGGUGGUCUAAACUGCCCACGGAUGUUUAUGCCCGGCCAGAAUUGAUAGAAUAA